UCUCCGCUUUUGUUUUCAUUUGGGAUUGUCUUGUCGUAAAAGAUGACGGAAGUUGUGACACUUUCUGUAUAUGAAAUAAAUGUAAUACAACUUUCUCCAGUUAGUUUACUAGUUAAUCUUUAGAAUGAGAAACAGCUGAUGGGAUCAUGUUAAAUCUUCAUCUGUUCAAACUACUGAAGAAUUUUAAUGUUUUUCUUGCUUUGUUCUGUUUCAAUCUAUGCAUGGACGAUGUGAAUGAUUAUGUGAGGGAUGAAAUGAUGACAGGAGUGACUGAGAGAGAUUUCAUCAUUCUUCACAAUGAUUUUAAUGAAACGCAACAAGAUCAUGUGCUGUGGAUGUUCGGAUCUCCAAACAUUCACACUCCUGAAGUCUAUGAAAGGAUCAUCUCGACCUCGGACAGUUACGAGAGGUUUAAAGACAAGCAGAGCAGAUCACACAUUAUCUGGAGCUUCAGCGACACAUAUGCAGCCAAUCAAACUCGAUUACAAAUCUUUUCCAGAACGUGUUCACCGGUUGAAAUGAAUGUUUCAGUGAUGGAGGGAGAAUCGGUGACAUUUUGCCCUGAUGCUUCUGAACUACAGAGCGGUGAUCUGAUACGAUGGAAGUCUGAAGAUCAUCUUUGUAUAGCUAAUUAUAAGGAAAAUAAAAUGAUUACAUGUGAUGGUGAAGAGGGAUUCGGAGACAGAUUUCAGCUGGAUAGUCAGACCGGAUCUCUCACCAUCCGGAACAUCAGCAUUAAAGACACUGGAUGUUAUAAAUUUAUCAUCAUCAGAAAUGGAAUCAUACAACAUAAAACAUUCAAGUCUCAUUGUGUUAAAGUCAAUAGUUCUUUACCUGUUCCUGUCAUCAGCAGUAACUCUUCACAAUGUUCUUCAUCAUCAUCAAGUCAGAAAUGUUCACUGGUGUGUUCAGUGGUGAAUGUGAAUCAUGUGACUCUCUCCUGGUACAAAGGAAACAGUUUAUUGUCCAGCAUCAGUGUGUCUGAUCUCAGCAUCAGUCUCUCUCUACCUCUGGAGGUGGAAUAUCAGGAUAAAAACACCUACAGCUGUGUGAUCAACAAUACCCUCGGCAACCAGAUCAAACCUCUGAACAACAUCAGUGAACUCUGUCACACAUGUCCAGAACAGAACCAGCGUUCACAUGUCAAAGUGCAGAAAGUUCCUGUUGGUGUAGUGCUGCUGAUGCUGCCGGUGUUUGCAGGUGUUGCAUUUGUUUGCUACUGUUUCAAAAAGUGUAAACAAGCAGGAGAAGAUGUUAAUAUUCAAGGGGAAGAGAUUAUACUGAACCCACAUUCUGUACACAUCAGUUAAGUAUGGUAAGAUAUAUUUUGUUACUGUGCAGUUUUUGUACAUGUUUACUCACUCAGCUUCUUAAAAUUCCCUCUGUAGUUGCAUGCAACUGUUUUCCCCCCUCUUCAGUAUUAAUGUAAAUUGAGCUUUUAUUUUAAAUAAACAUGAACAUCUGUCCCUUGUGUUGGAACCUACACUGUAAAAAAUUAUGUGAUCAAUAAGUUAUGACAACAACAUAUGUUUUUCAUGGCUUUAACUCAAAAUAAAAUUUAAGUUUUUAAAGCAAUUUAAGCAAUUUUCAACUUUUAAAGUUAUACAAGAUUCAGCUCCUUUUUUAAGGUAAUAAAAAUGCCAUUUUUAAAUGGAAUUUAAGUUGAAAUAACAAACAUUCAAGUUGAUUGUACUUGAUUUAACGCGCCAAUGUUUUUUCUUUAAUCAAUUCUGAUUGUUCUUUUCCUGCAGGAUGUUGUUGCAGUAGAUCAGUGUACUCAAGUGUUAAGACAUGAAUUUAGCAUCCAAAAAUUUGUUAACUUAUUGUUAUAUUGUGGGACGAUGCAAUAAGAUCUGGCAAUUUCCCAGCUGCUGGCAGUUGUACUUCUUUUGCAUAUUCAAUUUUCUCUUGUUUUAUAUUCAUUGAGUUUGUGUAGUUUGUUGUGUUUACUUUUCUUUUGGUUUUUAUGUUUUUUAAGCUUUUACCUACCCAUUAAGUUUUUCUUCAACUAAUUUUGUAAAAUAAAAAAUAAGAAUGCUUAAAAUGACCUUCUACCUUGCAGGUCUGUAUAUUCCUUCCCUUCCUCUGUGGUCAUUAGAUGUUUCCAUCCACCAAUUUUUAUGCAAAAUGUGGGAUAUCAAAAAUGCUGGAUGUAAAUGCCAAGAUGAGUAUAAAUUGCAAAAAAUUGUCAUUUGCAUGUUUUAAUAAAAUGUUACUUAAUAAUAGGCUUGCACAUGUAACUGCAUGUUGUCAGACUCCUGGGUAAUCUUCUGAAAACUUCAGUAAAAAUAAAAAUACAUAAAUAUUCAAGAAUUGUAUUUUAUUUACUUAUUUAUGUAUAAUUGUAUUUUUUUCCACAUUUUAUUUUUUAAUUUAUUUAUUUCCACUUUUAUUUCUUUCCACAUUUAUGUAUAUAUGUAUUUAUGUCCUCAUUUAUUUCCAUAAUUAUUUAUUUCUACAUUUAUUUAUGUCCAUAUAUAAUUAUUUCUACAUAUCUUUGUCUGUAUGCUGCAAAUGAGGAGGGUGCGUUUUACCUCAGAGUGGCAGUGCUGAAGCUUUGAGGCCACAGUGACACCUUGUGGUGUGACUAAAUUAAAUGCAAGCGGUUUGUUUGGACGUGCCUUUGCAAGAAGUUGCACAGGAAAUGAAUAACUUCGAGAUGGCCAAUAUAUUUAAAAUCUUUAUUGCAGACAUGGCCAAAAAAUGCCAGGUUGGGAGGCCUCAUUUAUAAAAUGCUGUGCAGAAACUGUCCCAAAUUUGAUCUUAUGAUCAUUUCUCAGUUGUGUGUAUUAUUUUUUGGGGGGGUCUUUUUAGUUUGUCAUACACUGCAAUUAUGGCAAGUAGUUACAAAUAAAGUCACUUUUAAAAUACUUUUAGAUUUAUGAUUGUGGUGGCAAAUAAAAUCAUAUCACUGCAUAAGAGACAAACAUGUGUUCUCCCAUCUUUAUAUCUCUUUCUAGUCUUCAAGGUUAAAGCCUUUACCCAACUGUAAUUUUCCUGUAAAUAAUAAUACAUGUAAUUAUCGCUGUAAAUUUCCACUCAUGCGCAG
This is a messenger RNA of Megalobrama amblycephala (Wuchang bream), 3049 nucleotides long. RefSeq lists its product as uncharacterized. The record is from RefSeq and is a predicted model, not a curated record. Bases 147 to 1310 code for a protein of 387 amino acids. The transcript has 6 exons. NCBI's taxonomy places the organism in Eukaryota, Metazoa, Chordata, Actinopteri, Cypriniformes, Xenocyprididae.